Dendronephthya gigantea is the source of this 3793-nucleotide messenger RNA. RefSeq lists its product as uncharacterized. The record is from RefSeq and is a predicted model, not a curated record. NCBI's taxonomy places the organism in Eukaryota, Metazoa, Cnidaria, Anthozoa, Malacalcyonacea, Nephtheidae. Bases 519 to 3125 code for a protein of 868 amino acids. The transcript has 10 exons.
UGUUUGCAAACUUGUUACAAGAUGUGAUAUUUUACGCAUGUAGUUUUGGCUGGUACCGUGCAUGCUUCACGACCUUUCUAAUACAUAUAUUUAGACGCGCGCACGACCUUAUCAAUUAUAUCACCGCCAGGGAAAACCUUUUGUUUGAGGUGCUAAUUAAUUUGUUGAACGAAGUCAAUAAAAAUUAAGAGGCUUGUCACUUCUAAUGAGUAGUGAUUUCUCCCCAAUCUAUGUCAGCUGAAAAGGCAGUUUUUUAAUCGCCCUGUUUUCUUUUUACUUUUUUCCCAAUGAAUUAUUUAUUAGGUAAAUUAGUAACACUUAUUGGAAGGAUAUUAACAUUAAUGUUCGACAUUAACUUCCAUUAACUGUGACAGAACGUGCUUUUUGUUGUCAUAUUGGAUAAAAUCAAGGAAGAGAUGGUUUGAUCUUGUUCAUAUCAAGCAUCAAGUUACGGCUUAAUCAUACAGUGACCUAUUCAAAAUGGUUGGGGGCCCGAUAUGAAAUAAGAUAGACUAGCAAUGGAUGGACAUGUUUUACGGGGAGUUUCUAUUCUAUUCCUCUGCUCUACACUUUGUUUCGCCAGUAGAAAAAUUGACCUUGGCUUUCUGGUGGACGAUUGGUCAACUAUCCCAUCUGUCAACGUAAGGGGCAGAGGUGCUCACGCCACCGCGGCAGGAGACACUGUGAAGGACCUGAUACGCUCGAUAUACGGUAGCUUUAUGAUGGACGACGACAGCACUCGUGUUGGCUUGAUCAAAUCUGGUCCGACUGCAAACGUUGUCUUUGACUUCAACGCAUACAAUGACCUGAAUCACUUAGACGAAGCUGUGGAUAAGAUAACGUUUCCAAAAUCAGCGGAGUCAAACAUAGGUAAAGCCUUGAACCUUGCCAAUUACGGGCUUUUCAAAAACAGCGGUAGACCAGACGCCCUGAAAUUUUUGGUUGUCAUUGCACAAACUAAGUCGACAGAUGAUGUUAGCCUUGCCGCAAGAGACUUGAGGAAUUCUGGCGUGAAUAUCUUGUCUGCUUGGUCGGGCAAAAGAGGCUUGAACAGAGAUGAUCUUCAGAGCAUUGCAAGCCCACCCAAGCACUAUAAUUUGUUUAGAGAUGAAAAGAAUUCGGUGGAUAAACUGGCCCGACUAAUUGUGAAAAGAAUUCGCUACGUCAAAUUAAGUAGCAAAAUGCCGAGUUCACGUACAAAGACCUAUCGCAAGGCUCAAAAGACGAGAAACAAAUGUUCUAAACGAUGUGAUGUGAAGGUUGAAGGAGAUGAACGAAUCAACAUUGACUGCAGUAAUUGCAAGUUGGUAGGGUGUUGCGACAGAUGCUGUAAAAAUGAGAAUCAACCAUUUUACCCAGGUCCUGUGGAACUGGCCAUACUGCUUGACGAAUCAGGGGAACUCAUGAAUCGAAAUAACUUCAACAAGAUGAAAAGUUUUAUAAAGAAUCUCGCGAGAGAGUUUGAAGUCAGCAACAAGAAGACAAAAAUCGGCCUAAUAUCAUUCACCGACGCAAAUCUUCAACUCUUCGACCUUCAUUCGUAUCACGACAGAAAAAGCAUAGACUCUCAAAUCGAUAAAUUGAACUUUGAAGGAAUCAAAACAAAAUCUGGGGCUCUCAACAAAGCUUUGGAUGCAACACAGGCAAAUCUUUUUACCGGAGAACGGGAUCAAAGUGUUCCUCGUCUUCUCUUUGUGUUUGAUAGUGCUACCAAGAAGGAUGCCCAGACGGAAAUUAAAGCAUUCAAGCUUCAAGAAACGGACGUGCAAACGUUUUGUAUUGGUCUUGGAAUAAACUACGAUAAAACUGGAUGUAGCAAGAUUGUAGAGAAGCCGUAUGAACGACACAGCUUGUCCGCACGAGUUGAGCAUUUGGGUGAAUUACAAGAGGCUAUUAUGCUUAUGGUUGUUAGUGAUAUUGCUAAAAAGUAUUGUCCACUUUGCGACCAAGGCAACACUGACGCGUGUCGACCGUGUAAAACGGCGAGACACGUCAGCAUCGACGACGAGGAAGAUAAAUCGUUGAAAAACAUCGAUUCCGAGGAAGUGCUGAAACUGCUGAAAGACAACCAUUACAAACUCGGGGUGAAAAUUUCGGACGAAAAUGACGACGAUGAUGAAAACAAAAAUACAGGAAAUAAAAAUGCGUUGAAAUUGCUGGCCGUCAAUCAGGUUGGCACGCCGUUACCGAGCGCUGAAGUGGUCAAGGAGCUAUUGCAAUCUGGUACUGCUUUGAAUCCAGACACUAACAGCCAGGGUCCUUUGAUAGCUAACGGUCAGGAAAAUUUAUUGCAACAAAAUCAGGCCCCAGGACAACACGUUAUGAUUCAACAACCAUUGCAAGCUCAACAACCAGACGGUAACGAUGCUUCACCACUGACAAUCGGAUUAAGUAAUCAGAGAUUUACAUCACCUCUUCUUAAAAGUGCGCCUUCGGGUCCGUCUUCGGUAGACCAGGCCAGUCCAUUGGCAGUACAACCAGCGGCUCUCAGUCCUUCCUUAUUAAGCCAAGCUUUGCUGGGUGCGGGCAAAUUUCAGCAACCGCAGGGAAUGCAAUCACAAAAUAUGGAAGGAGCAAACUUGGAGAAUGGGGCAGGACCAAGCUCGCUUCCACUUGGUGCUCUGUCAACACUCCCUGUUCAAGAUUCACGACUGGCCUCUUCCCUGGGAGAAGCUGGGUUGACCUCGUCGCUUCCUGUCGCAUCACCGUCGACCGCUAACGAUGCCCUCUCCAUGGCAUCACAGCCCCAGUCUUCUGUGGACACGCCUCAGUUUCAGGCUCCUCAGUUCGACAACCCGACUCAAAAUACCAACUGGUUUGGUUUUCCAACAUCGGGGCAACCGAAUAAGAAAUCACCUUUUGAAAACGAAUACAAGUAUGAUCUUCACGACAAAGAAGGACCAUAUGUCAUGGCGUGCAAGGAUCUUUCGGACGAAUGUGCUUUAUAUGCGACCGAAGGAGGAUGUGAUGAGUUUGCUCCACUGUCGAAUAUUGGACAGGUGAAGACGAUGUGUAAGAAAUCUUGUGGAUUCUGCGAAUCGAAGAACGAGAAAGGUCACAAAAAGUCUAGAACUCAACAGGCGCGAUCUGGCCACAGGAAGAAAAAGACACAUCGAUUAUCUUAGAUUGGAACCAUUUAAAAACAUGAAUCGGUGAUCGAAACACCGGAACAAGAAAAGAUUUCUUACAAAUAUCAAGCCCAACAAUUUUUGCAAGGUUUGAAAAGACACCAUUGUUAAAACAUGUUUCAGUCCAAACUCGCUAGAACAUAGCUUUUGAAUAGGUCGGGUUUUUCCCCCACAAGUUACACACCAUCUAUUGUACCAGGAAAGUUGAGAAAGUUGAAGAUUUUUUAGCAAUAAAUAUCUUAGCUAUUCUAAUUCGUCACAAGGCGUCUUAUUAGACAAACUCACUGUUUACCUACAGCAAACAAGUGUAAUAAUCUAAGAAGAACUCUGUCUAGGCUUGCUGCAUAUAGUAUAUGGGCUGCUGAUGGAUUACCUGUCAAAUUGUUUAAAAACGUCAUUAGAUGAACCACGUAUUUCUCAAUAAAGCACAAUAAACUUAUCGUGAAUUUCGCCGGUUCAAUAAAAACCUUUUCGCCCAAAACUAAGCGCAAAACUAAGCAUAUAAAGCAAGAGAUGUCUAUACCAUGUUUCCAGAUGGAACAAUACUGGUAGAUUAAUUCCACUGGGAAAGGACAAGGGGCGUUAAGGUUUUUUUUUCUCUAUUUUUCCAUAAAGCUUUUUUUCCAUUUCCACCCGCGACAGUUCUGGUGAAUAUCCCCGUACAU